AUGGAACAUUCUGCCUUCGUUUUUGGACAAGAAUCGAAAGCGGCAUACUCCGACCUAGCUCAGUGCGAUGUACCAACAGGAGCACUCGUCAGUAUCGUGCAGGUGAUCACAAUCGACGACGAUCCUUCUCCACCUCGGCGAAAACGAACCACUGGCUUUUGCCGGCGCCUGCAGCACAAGAGAAAAGAUCGAGGCGCUCCGACGCCUUAUUUGCAGACCCGCUUCUCGCAGCGGUCCGCUGGAGAGCUUGCCUUCUUUGAAUUGCUCACCUCACUACACGUCCCUGGAGAAAGGGCACAGAAGAGCCAAAUG
Messenger RNA from Ostertagia ostertagi, 312 nucleotides. The record is from the annotation of a GenBank genome assembly. Lineage: Eukaryota; Metazoa; Nematoda; Chromadorea; Rhabditida; Trichostrongylidae.